This is a messenger RNA of Rattus rattus (black rat), 1681 nucleotides long. RefSeq names its product trimethyllysine hydroxylase, epsilon (gene Tmlhe). The record is from RefSeq and is a predicted model, not a curated record. Gene Ontology annotation, cellular component: mitochondrion. Bases 119 to 1384 code for a protein of 421 amino acids. The transcript has 8 exons. Lineage: Eukaryota; Metazoa; Chordata; Mammalia; Rodentia; Muridae. Gene Ontology annotation, biological process: carnitine biosynthetic process. Gene Ontology annotation, molecular function: trimethyllysine dioxygenase activity; iron ion binding.
GGGGAGCGGAGUCGGACGGCCGCGGGGAGGGGGCAGAAGGACCGAGGAGGCUGCACCGCACCAAGUCUUUGCUUGCGUUUUCCUCCGCAGACCUCCGAGCCGUGACUUCCAGCGCAGGAUGUGGUACCAUAAGUUGUUGCACCAACAAAGCAGGCUCCAGAAUUUGAUGAAGAGAGGAGACGUAGCUCACGGUCUUCGUCUGUCCGGCUUUAAAAGUUUAUUUCCAUUUUCACUCCAUUGGUGCCAUACGGCUCCCAAGUCUGUGAAUUGUACUUGGCACCAACAUGAAGAUCAUUUGGAACUGCAAUAUGCCAGCACUGUGAUGCGCUUCAAUUAUGUCUGGCUUCGAGACCACUGCCGCUCAGCCUCGUGCUACAAUUCUAAGACGCACCAGCGGAGCCUGGACACUGCCAGUGUGGAUUUAUGCAUUAAGCCAAAGACGAUUCGUCUGGAUGAAAGUACACUCUUUUUCACUUGGCCAGAUGGUCAUGUGACCAGGUACGACCUGGAUUGGCUGGUGAAAAACAGCUACGAAGGGCAGAAGCAGGAGGUCAUCCAGCCCAGGGUGCUGUGGAACGCCAAGCUCUACCAGGACGCCCAGCUUCCGUCUGUUGAUUUCCAGGGUUUCUUAGAAACAGAUGAAGGACUGAAGAAGUUUCUGCAGAACUUUCUGCUCUACGGAAUUGCCUUUGUAGAAAAUGUCCCUCCCACUCAGGAGCACACGGAAAAGCUGGCGCGAAGGGUCAGCCUAAUCAGAGAAACCAUUUAUGGAAGGAUGUGGUAUUUCACGUCGGACUUUUCCAGAGGCGACACUGCGUACACCAAGCUAGCCCUAGAUCGCCAUACCGACACCACCUACUUUCAAGAGCCCUGUGGCAUUCAAGUAUUUCAUUGUCUUAAGCACGAAGGAACAGGUGGCAGGACCCUGUUGGUGGAUGGAUUCUACGCAGCGCAACAAGUACUCCAGAGAGCACCUGAGGAAUUUGACCUCCUCAGCCAAGUACCACUGAAGCACGAAUAUAUUGAAAAUGUUGGACAAUGUCACAAUCACAUGAUUGGGGUUGGACCCAUCUUAAAUAUCUACCCAUGGAAUAAGGAGCUGUAUUUGAUCAGGUACAACAACUACGACAGGGCUGUCAUCAACACCGUGCCUUAUGACGUUGUCCGCCGUUGGUAUGCAGCACACCGGACCCUGACGACUGAACUGCGAAGGCCUGAGAAUGAACUUUGGGUCAAACUGAAGCCUGGAAAGGUACUAUUUAUAGACAACUGGCGAGUCCUUCACGGCAGGGAGUCGUUCACUGGCUACCGUCAACUGUGUGGCUGCUAUUUGACUAGAGACGAUGUACUGAACACUGCUCGAAUUCUAGGUCUUCAUGCCUAAAAUUUAAAGCACUAGGAUUAUGAAUACACUCGGUACCCUACUGCCAGAAUUUUAUAUCAACAGAACAAUAUUGUAUUAAAAUUUGUUUCAGAUUGUCUAUUUUCCAUUCUACAGAAGAGAAGAUUUUUCCUUACUUUUCUAGGAGAAGCCUGAUAAAGAAAGAGGGCUGCUGAGUUGUCUAACAUCAGCCAUCUAGCAAAAACAUGAGUCUAAUCUUUUCCUAACCUUUUUGAUAAAAUUAUAAUCACUGUACAUAAGAAAUAUAAUCUCCAUAUUAAAAGGAAACGAAUUCUAUUA